This is a messenger RNA of Sinocyclocheilus grahami, 4089 nucleotides long. RefSeq names its product mucin-3B-like. The record is from RefSeq and is a predicted model, not a curated record. The transcript is spliced from 8 exons. Bases 1 to 3840 code for a protein of 1279 amino acids. NCBI's taxonomy places the organism in Eukaryota, Metazoa, Chordata, Actinopteri, Cypriniformes, Cyprinidae.
AUGCGAGUGGCAGGCGGGGGGCAAGUACGUGUGCAACAGCGCGCACACUUCACUGAAGAGGAAGCUGAAAGGGCAGAGCAUCACAGAAUCCAUAGGAACCUCAACUGCACUGUGGGCACACUUAGCGAGAAUAAAAAAGACACUACCAAAUCUAAGGACCACACUAUUAGCCAUAAUGUUCCCAAGCUAGUAACCACAACAUUAACCACCAAAGUGAAAAUCCAGACUCAUGCUGCUUCUUCAAAAAGUAAUAGCGCCAAUCAGAUUCUUUCAUCCACCACGAAGCCUGUUGUGGAUGGUGCCCAAAAACCUGUGCCUUCUCUUCAAGACACACUUAGUGAGAAGAAAAAUUCUACUACUAAAUCAAAAGUGAAUGCCAUUAAUCUAAAUGUUCAGAAACCAGUAACCACAUUAUCAAACACCAAAAUGAAAAACCAAACUCAUCCCACUUCCUCAAAACCUAGCAGCAUCAGUCAGACACCUACAUCCACUACAAAGCCUGCUAUAGAUGGUGUCCAGAAUCCUGGGCCCACUCUUCCAGGCAAACCUAAUGAAAAGAAAUAUUCCACUGCCAAGUCAACAGCCCUCACCGGUAGUCCCAAUCUUCCAAAUAUAGUAACUGUGGCAUUAAAUACCAAAAUGAAAAACCAGACUCAUCCGACUUCCUCAAAAAUUAGCAGCGUCAAUCAGACUCUUCCAUCCACUACAAAGCUGGUUGCUGAUGAAAGCACACUUAGUAAGAAAAAAAAAUCUACUGUUAAAUCAACAGUCCAAACUUUUAAUGUUAAAGUGUCAAAGACAGUAACUACAGUAUUAAACACCAAAACGAAAAAACAGACUCAAUCUACAUCCUCAAAAGUUAUCAAUGUCAAUCAGCGUCAAGGCAUUGUCCAGAAACAUGUGCCUUCUCUUCAGGACCCACUUAGUGAGAAGAAAAAUUCCACUGUUAAGUCAACAGCCCAAACUAUUAAAGUUGCGGCUACAUUAUUAAAAACCAAAAUGAAAGACCAAACUCAAUCUGCUUCCUCAACAACUAGUAGAGUGAAUCAGACUCUCCCAUUAUCUAUGACGCCUGAUGUGGUCGCCAUCCAGAAACCUGUGCAAAGUGUACAAAACACUCUUUGUGAGAAGAAAAAUUCUACCACCAAGUCAGUCAACUCUAUAAAUGUUGAGAAACCAACAACUAGAUUAUUAAAGACCAAAAUGAAAGACCAAUCUCAAACUACUUCCUCAACAACUAACAGAGUGAAUCAGACUCUCUCAUCAUCUACAAAGCCUGAUGUGGACACCGUCCAGAAACCUGUGCAAACUAUACAAAACACACUUACUGAGAAGAAAAAUUCUACUACUAAGCAAGUCAACACUAUUAAUCUUAAAGUUGAGAAAAUAGUAACUACAUUAUUAAAGACUAAAAUGAAAAACCAAACUCAAUCUACUUCCUCAAAAAAUAGUAGCAUUGAUCAAACUGUUCCAUCCUCCUUGAAGCCUGCUGUAGAUGCUGUCCAGAAACCUGUGUCUUCUUAUCCAGCCUCAACUGGCGAGAAGAAAAACACUACUGCCAAGUUAGUAGGCCACACUAUUCAUGUUAAUGCUUCAAAGCCAGCAAACACAAAAAUGAAAGACCAAACUUAUUCUGCUUCCUCAAAACCCAGUCACGUUGGUCAAACUCUCUCAUCCACACCAAAGCCUGCUGUAGAUGUCCAGAAACCUGGGCCUUCUCUUCAGAAGAACAAUUCUACUUCCAAGUCAACGGCUCAAACUAUUAGUCAUACUGUUCCCAAGCUAACUACAUUAGUUAAUACCAAAAUGAAAAACCAGACCCAUCCUACUUCCUCAGAAACUCAGACCCUCCAAUCUACCUCAAAGCUUGUUGUGGAUGAAAGCGCACUUAGCAAGAAGAAAUAUUCUACUGUCAAAUCAUUGUUUCAAAAUAUUAAUGUUAAUGUGUCAAAGCCAUUAACUACAUCAUUACACGCCAAAACAAAAAAACAAACUCAGUCUACUUCAAAAAUGAUCAGUGGCAAUCACACUCUCCCAUCCACCACAAAGUCUAUUGUGGAUGAAAUCACACUUAGCAAGAAGAAAACAUUUACUGUCAAGUCAACGCCCCAAAUUUUUUACGUAAAUUUGUCAAAACCUGUAACUACAUCAUUAAAUACCAAAAUUAAAACUAAAACUCAAUCACCUUCCUCAGAAAUUAGCAAUGUCAAUCAGAGUGUUGCAUCUACUGCAAAGCCUGUGGUGGAUAGAGUCCAGAAUCCAACUAAAGACAAACCUGCAGAGAGUUCACCAGUUAUAGUCAUCACUGGCGGUUGUGUUCCACAGACAGAGUCUCAGACAAACGUAGGUAAUGUAACCAAAGUACGAGAAAUGGAGCUCAGUUUGAAUCCUGGAUCUCCUCUGGUUAUGACUCAUCACAUCAACCUGGUACAAGGAGCCUGCACAGGAGGUUGUGAGACUGAGAUGGCCACACUGAGGGACAGAGUUGAAUUUCUUGAGAAGGAGAUGGCAGCAAUUAAAAAAAUGUGUGUUCAGUGCUCAGGAGAGCAAUGCCCUAAAAACUGUAGUGGCCAGGGCAAGUGUGAAGAAGGAAGAUGUGUUUGUUUCCAGGGUUUCAGUGGCCCAGACUGCAGUGGCAAAACCUGCCCCUCUAACUGCAACAGAAAAGGGAAGUGUGUGAAGGGAAAGUGUGUGUGUCAGACUGGUUAUACAGGCCUAGACUGCAGUAAGGCUGUUGACAAGAAGAUCGCAGUAACUGUUGAAACUGUGACUAUGAAGAUGCCCACUGCCAAUCCUGAUACAAAACCUGUGAAGGCAAAGCCAGACAAGACCAUAUUCGUGAAAAAGAUCGACCCAAAGAAAAACACCACAGCCGAGCCAACAGUGAAGCCAAGUCCAACCGUGUAUCCUGGUAAAGUCCAGUCCAAUAACACAAAGAGUCAAGAGCAAGCUAAAGAGGGCAAAACAGCAAUCAUAAAACUGGAUUUUGACAAACAAUCACAAACUCAUCUCACUGACAAGUCCAAGAAAAAUAAUCUUAAAGAUGAGCCUGUCUAUCAGAAUCAGACUCAAAGAUCUGUGAAGAAGUUAAAUGGAACCAACAAAAUUCUAGAGAAUGGAUUUAAAGGCACCAAAGAAUCAUCUAAUGCAACUAUGUCCAUGACAAAGGUCACUAUGAGAACUGCAGGUGAUCAAGCGAAAGAAAGCAGGACUAUUAAUGUUCCAUCUACUGAAAAAGACAAGCAGCUAUUGCGCAUCAAUGUUACAACAACUCUCCAAGCAGAGAAGUCUGAUAAGCAUGUAUUCCAGAGGAGAAUGGAUGGAUCUACUGAUUUCUUCAGGAGCUGGAGAGACUACAGUAAAGGCUUUGGUCUCCUGAGUGGGGAAUUCUGGCUGGGAAAUGACAUCCUUCAUACUCUCACCAGUCGUACACCAAUGAGCCUGCGGAUUGACCUGUGUUCAGGAAAUGACACGGCCUUUGCUCAUUAUGCCAACUUCAAAGUUAGCUCAGAGGCUAACCACUAUGUAAUCGAGCUGUCUGGAUACUUUGGCACUGCUGGUGAUUCCAUGAAAUAUCACAACGGCCGUCCAUUCUCCACCAUAGACAAAGACCCAAACACACUUAGCAUUCCCUGCGCUAAGGCCUACAUGGGAGGCUGGUGGUAUAAAAAUUGCUACAUGGCAAACCUCAACGGCCUCUAUGCCUCCUACUCAGACAAUAAGGGUGUGGUGUGGAUAGAUUGGAAGGGCAAAGAUGCAUCCCUCCCAUUUACUGAGAUGAAGCUUCGACCCUCCUAUAUCAGUCAAAUGAUCCUGACAACCCCAACAACCCAAGGUUAAAUCUACAGAGUAAAUAGUGCACAUACUGCAAAUACACUGUACAAACUUUUACUCACUGCUACUUCAAUACUGUAUAUAGGGUAAAAACAUGCACACAAAGUAAAUAUGCAAACAACUUCCAAUCCCAACAACCUUUGUAAGUUAAUAUAAAGUGUUUUUUUAAAUGUUAUGUAGACUUUAUGCAUGUGUCAAUAUACUUGUGUUAAUGGAGGUCCAUCAUUGAUAUUAACAUUUCCGCUACUGGAAUAA